This is a messenger RNA of Caenorhabditis elegans, 1619 nucleotides long. It is a transcript of the gene smcr-8, whose product is annotated as Guanine nucleotide exchange protein smcr-8. The coding region runs from base 9 to 1544 and encodes 511 amino acids. Lineage: Eukaryota; Metazoa; Nematoda; Chromadorea; Rhabditida; Rhabditidae. The transcript is spliced from 8 exons. Gene Ontology annotation, cellular component: cytoplasm. The record is from RefSeq and is marked reviewed.
UUUCAGAAAUGAUUUCAUUCGAGGAUUUUCUCCUCCGACCAUCCAAAGUCGUCGAUCCAUUCAACAGAUUCGUCGCAAAAAUUGAUCCAUUUCUGACUCUUGUCGAAUUUUGCCAAGUUAUCGGACCAAAACCACUAGCGGUAGUUUCUCAGCGGCCAGAUGAUAAAAUCCGCGGAGUUGACAUAAACGAUAUGGCAAUCUGGUUGAUGUCGUCUGAUACUGUUCCGGGUACAAUGAUUGUGUUGGAAAACAAUCAAACGGGUGUAUAUGCGGCCGCAUAUUAUUUUAAUUUGUACGACAUGAGAGCAAGAGCUUUUCAAAGAAAUUUAUGCAUCGCCUAUUUAUGUUCGGAGAAGCCAACAAAAGAAACUUUGAACCUAUUCUCAUCAGCUAUGAAAAAAUUAGUUUCACCAGUUUUGAUUUGCAAUCGACGUCUGUUUAUUCGCCAUGUCACUGAUAUUGUCAAGUUUUCGGACAGUGUUGAUGAAACCACCCUGAAACAGUACUAUACACUGAAUGGAGAUUCACAAAAGUUGUCAGACGGAAGCAGAUUCAAUGUAGUUUUCGAGCAAACCAGGCUUCUAAAAAGCAAAUUUUUGACGAAAAGAUUUCAAGAAAUGGCUUUUGAUGAUGACAUUUGCUGUGGUCACAAUGCAGAAAACAUGAACGAAGCUGAAGAUAUUAUUUGCUCAUUCCGAGUUCCAUCAAUUCCAUUGAGUCCUGUGGAAACUCUCACUCCAUGUGCGUAUUCAUCCAUAAUUCCAAAACUACGCCAACUAUGCUCCGAACUAUGUUCAUCAGGAAGCCCUAAUAGAAAUUCUACUCAUGGAGCUCUUUUCUGUGGACACCGUCCCAUCGCAACUACAUCACCAGCCGCCACUACAACUUUGCCUUGGAACACUGAUUCAGGAAAAUCUGAUAAUGAUAAAAACGGAGAAGAAACUCUAAAAGAAGUAACUGGACACCUGGGAGAUGUCAUAUUUCCAUUGCUUUGUGGAGAAGAUUUGGUAGUUUGUGGAGCAGAACAGAGAAAGAGUACUGUAGAAGAUAUGCUCGGGAAAUUGAGCAGAGUUGUUCCAAGAGAAAGUGCUCGGAAUGUAGAAGAAAAUAUCAAAAUCGAAAAGGAUCCAAAUAGAAUAGGCAAUGGAUUGGGCGGUCUGCUAUGUAAUAGAAAUGAGACCGGAAAAUUGGCAAGAUGGAGAAAUGUUCUUGAUAUGAAUAGAAGUGCUCUCAAGACGUUUACCUACGAUGGAUCAUUGCUAGCUGGUCUCAAUAAGAAAAGAAAGUUCCCAUCUGAUCGUUCCCUGGUCCUUUUUAUAAUUGCCUAUUUGACAAAUAUUUGUCAGCUUGCAUUCAUCUGUCGAUAUAUGUUCAUCAAAUCUCCGAACUCUAUCGAAAAAGCAUUGGGAGAUCAGCAGAAACUGAGCUCAGACGACGAAAGAAUAUUGAUCAACUUGCUGAUGGGAAUCGACUUCGAAAAAUUCAACCAACUCAAAGUAUCAUCCAAAGACGGGGCAAAGCCGAGUAGAACCAUCAAUUUGUGAUUUAAAAAUUUGAAUAUUUAUGAAACAAUAAAAAAAAUCAAAUUCAGUCUGAUACAAUACAAGCUGUCAUUGAAA